Oncorhynchus kisutch (coho salmon) is the source of this 2360-nucleotide messenger RNA. RefSeq names its product beta-1,3-galactosyl-O-glycosyl-glycoprotein beta-1,6-N-acetylglucosaminyltransferase-like. The record is from RefSeq and is a predicted model, not a curated record. Lineage: Eukaryota; Metazoa; Chordata; Actinopteri; Salmoniformes; Salmonidae. Gene Ontology annotation, molecular function: beta-1,3-galactosyl-O-glycosyl-glycoprotein beta-1,6-N-acetylglucosaminyltransferase activity. Gene Ontology annotation, cellular component: membrane.
GACCAUGAAGGCCUGAUUCACGCAGUCUCCUCUGAACAGUUGAUGUUGAGCUGUGUCUGUUACUUGAACUCUGUGAAGCAGUUAUUUGGGACGCCGAUCACAUCCCGCAGGAUGACAGUGACUGCAGCGCCAACCUGCAAGGCAACAAGAUGGUCAUCGAGCCGGCUAAAGUCCUGUCCAUUUCACGCAGCUUCCUCAACAGCACGUGGGUCCCAGACGAGCACUACCUGGAGCUGACCCAGGACUAUCAGAGGUUCAGGUCUACGUGCAAGUUACUGGAGUACCCACUGAGUUGUGAGGAAGAAUACUUCCCCCUGGCCUUCUCGCUGGUUGUCCACCACAAGGUUGAGAACUUUGAGAGGCUGCUUAGAGCCAUCUACGCCCCCCAAAACUUUUACUGCGUCCACGUGGAUAUAAAGGCCAAAGCGUCCUUCCUUGCUUCCAUCAUAGCCAUCACAUCCUGCUUUGAAAAUGUGUUCUUGGCCAGCCAUCCGGUCAGUGUGGUGUACGCGAGCUGGAGCCAUGUCCAGGCUGACAUCAACUGUAUAAGUGAUCUGUACAGGGCUAGUUCACACUGGAAGUAUUUCAUUAACCUCUGUGGCCAGGACUUCCCCAUCAAGACCAACCUGGAGAUGGUGCGCAGCCUGUGGGCGCUGGCGGGGGACAACAGCAUGGAGUCGGAGGCCAGGCCCAGAGGUAAGAAGUCGCGCUGGAAGAAAGUGCAUCAGGUUGUUGAUGGCAAACUUCAAAGAACAGAGCAGAACAAAGCUCCUCCGCCCUUUGGUAUACCCAUCUUGUUAGUUGGGGCAUACAUUGUGGUGAAUAGGGGCUUUGUGCGUGCUGUGCUGGAGGACAGCAAGGUGUUGGCUCUUAUUCGGUGGGAUAAUGAGACUUGGAGUCCUGAUGAGUUCCUGUGGGCCACCAUCCAGAGGCUUCCUGGCGUGCCCGGCUCCAUGCGCCCCAAGUUAGACAUGACGGACAUGCACGCCCUUGCCAGGCUGGUGAAGUGGCCGUGGUAUAGGGGUAUCUAUGUUAAAGUGAUGUGUGUAUAUGGGGCCGGAGACCUGCAGUGGAUGCUGCAGCAGCACCACCUCUUUGCCAACAAGUUUGACACGGACCCCAUUGCUAUCAGAUGUCUGGAGGAGCACCUUAAGCAUAAGGCCCUGGCAGAAAUAUACUAACGCAAAUGACUUUGUGUGCUCAAAGUUUCUAACCUGUAUUUGUGAUCUCUGGGAUCCAACUCAAAUGGAACUUUUAUGGCACCAUCUCUGUUUUAUCCAUCUAAAGAUCAUCCUAGAAAGAGGUGGUUUUAUUGGGAUAAAUAGCCAAACUUAUCAAACUUUAAAAAUGUCCUGGUGAUUUAUGUCCUAAUGAUUAUUUACAUCAAUGGUCUUACCUUCAUAUUCCGAUUGCUGAUUUAAUAUUGAAAGUGAAAGUACAGUGUGAUUUGUAAAUAUGGAGGGGGUAUUGAUAGUUUUUUGACUGAUAAUAAUAUAUUCAAGUUUAUAUCAUCUGUCUCUCAUACAGAAACUGUUGUGAAAAAUCCAGUCCAUGUUUUAUUACCAAUUGAUGUUAGAAUUCCAGUAUUCCACGUUCUACUAAAUAAAUUAUUGCGCUACAGAGCUAGUGAACAACAAUGUACAGUCGCUAAUGAAAUUCCUCACACCCCUUGCAUGUCUUCACAUACUGCUGCCUUAAAAUUCUCUAUCUACACAACCUAUUUUACAUUUUGAGUGAAAGAAAAGUUAUAGAAAAUGUUACAAGUUACUCCAAAAUACAAAUGGAGGAUGUAUUGAUUGCAUGUCUUCACACCCGAGUUAAUACUUGGUGGAAGCACCUUUGGCAGCCAUUACAGCUGUGAAUCAUUUUGAAAAAGAUUCGACCAACAUUGCAAGACUGGACAAUUCAGGAACACAACACAUCGAGUCAUUCUGGUGCGUCUUUGGCAUAAAAAUGUGUCUAAUUGUUCUGGCGAAAAAUGUACCUUUUAUCCCAGGGUUAGGUUUUCAGAAGACUGAGGCGGGUUUCCCUCGGCUUUGCUCCUUUACUUUUUAUUUUGAUCUCAAGUCCCUGCCGGUGACAAGCAUACUCAUAACAUGAUGCUGCCACCACAAUACUUGUAUCCCUGCAACGUUUUAAGUAAAGUUUUACAAACAAUAUCAGACCAUAAGACAGGGAUCAUCAACUAGAUUCAGCCGCGGAUCAAUUUUUUUGUUGUUGUUGAGAGGAUGGUCGGGGGGCCAGAACAUAAAUACAAAUCAUUAGUAGACUGCAAUUUGUCCGCAAGAAUCCCAAACAGAUUUCACUAAAACAUAAUAAUUUCAAACCUUGCUUACAUUUGUAUUGAUCGCAUGUAUCAU